Trichoderma atroviride IMI 206040 is the source of this 441-nucleotide messenger RNA. NCBI's taxonomy places the organism in Eukaryota, Fungi, Ascomycota, Sordariomycetes, Hypocreales, Hypocreaceae. The record is from RefSeq and is a predicted model, not a curated record.
GUGUUUGGGGCGGAGCAAUACUCCUAAUCUUCUUUUCUCAUUCCACUGGAUGAUGAAACCAGGCUACAUGUAGGUAACAUAAUAACUACCAUGUUUGUGCUUUCUACUAGGAAACGGCCUGCGAUUCUGGCGGCUGGACCGCCGGGCCGCUUUCCGAACCGAGCUGCUUGGUCUAAUUCAGCGACAGGCCAUGAACGGAGAAGCCUUCCGCUUGGCCCUACCACAUGCAGGCCGGUAGACUGUAAGGAGAAGGCUCUCGCAUCUGACGAGUAGUCGGCCAAACCAGCUAUCAAAUGGCAGGUUGCUGAAUAUACGAGACUCACACGAUAAUCCAUACCUCGAUUUAUGGUGAGGCAAAGGCUCACGUAGGACAAAACAGGCGGUGAGGAUAGAGUGGCUUGAGGUGUAACCGCCUAUCGAUUCCAGACCAUCGGGUAUAUG